AUGACUAAUUCAUUCUUUGUCAGCCACCAUGGAGAUGAUCUCAAUUAUUGUGGUAACUGGACUAUGCCAUGUCGCACUGUGCGACAUGCAGUGAAGAUGAUCAAUGACGGAGAUGAAAUUUAUAUUGAUUAUGCGCAAGGAAAACCGUAUAUGGAAUGUGAAAAUCCCAGGCAAUCAACAUACUCCCAGUCCAUCGAGUUGACAAAAUCUGUUUCAUUUUAUGGUAUCAAUGGAAAAGCUAAGAUUCGAUGCACGAAAUGGAAAGUUCUUUUUAAGAUAACGAGCGUAAGUUUUAAUAUAACGCGAGUCAAAUUCUGCAAUUUGGUUAUAUCAAAUUCGAAUAGUGCAGUUCGGCUUGACGUAGGAACCAGGUCGGAAUUAGUAUUUCAGAAUAUGCUCGUCACAAAUAACCAAAUUGGUUUGUACAGCAAAUUUUCCGCUCAUUGCUCCAUUCUGAUAACCAACUCAAGUUUUGAACAUAAUUUUCCUGGGGGAAUACGUCUGAAGUGUUUUAAUGUCACUGCGCACAUUAUAUCAAGUACCUUCAAAUUAACUUCUGUGUUGUUCGCGAACAUUGGUGACAAAUCACCACGCUGGCAGAAUAUGAGGAUCUGGGUUCGAAGUACGGUUGUGGACGGUGAAAAUACUCAACGGUGUGCCGAAAUGUUUACGAUACAGCCGUUAGCCGCCACACUCAAUAUCACAAUAACUGACUCGCAGUUUAAAAAUCAGCUUGCAAAUUGCAGAUCCAGAGAUCGUAUUUCUACAUUACACAUAUACGGCCAUAAUUCAAUUAUCCAAAUGAAUUUAAAUAUAUUUUUGAGCAAUCUGUUGAUCGAGAAUAACUACAACAACUGGGCUACAUUUACAUUAGCUCCAGGUUAUCAGGAUUCCACUGAAAUGGAAGUUGUGAUACGAGACACUGUAUUUAGGAAUAAUUCGGCAGCACUUUUGAUUGAUUGAUUGAUUUUAAUAAUUACCACAUUGUAAAUUAAUAAAAAUUUAAAAAACGUGAUAUUACAUAGAUAGUAUUAAAAUUUUUAAAUUUGCAAAAAGUUCAAUUUAAAACUACUAUAAUAUAAACUAUAUUAAUGAUAUGUACUAUAAAAUAUUUUGUUAUGUCUAUGGUCAGUCCCAGUUUCUAACACACUUUGGGAUAAAACUGUUCUUAUAUCGUUCAGUUUUGCACUUAUACAUAGGAUAAGUGCGUUUAUUUCUUAGACUGAAUUUGUGAGAUAUAGCACUGGGAAGUAGCGUUCUCAACUUAUCGUCUGAGUGUUGAUGGAUAUUCUUAUAGAAAGACAAGCACUGAUUCUCUCUUCGCUGGUAAAGUGUAAGAAGGCCAGUGUUUCUUAGUGAGGUAGUAUAGGAGGACUGGGGGAAAGCGAUUUUCAAUGCACGUUUUUGUAUACUCUCGAUUUGAUCAGCGAGGAAUUGAGGGAGAAAAAAAUGCCAUACAGGUGAGGCGUAUUCCAAAACUGGACGAAUAAAUGCACAAAAGACCGUUAUUAAAUCAUUGGCUGGGGCACCAGAUCGUUUGAGGAUCCUUAGAGCAUAAAGACGUUUACUUGCUUUGGUGCAGAUGUAAUCAAUGUGCGCAUUCCAGGUAAGAUCCGAUGAUAUUAUCACUCCCAGAAGUUUAAAGGUCUGGACGAUUUCUAUGUUUAAACCAGAUGAAGAGAGGGCAUCGAAUACCAUAGGGACUCUAAGAAAGGAUAUACGCAGUUCUUUGGUUUUACCCUUACCAUAAUGGCUGGUCUCGAGACAAUCGUGCUACAAUAUAUUUUGACAAUAAUACCUUCAUUGAUAAUAUUUAUAAACCGCUAAGACCUGAUGGUGCAGCAGCGAUUUACUUCGAGAAUGGUAAUAGCAGGGUAUCGUCGUGUCGCUUCCUCGACAAUAAAGCCGGUAGAAAUCUUUAUACGGGUGUAGUCACAAUUUCUAAAACGGCGAGUGUUACAUUUUUUAAUUCUCAUUUUGAAAACCGACAGACAAAAGUACAAUCCAACCAGCUAUUUGCAUCAGGAGACCGACGCGUUCAAUUCAUUGGCUAUAAUACGUUUAAUUUAGUUGCUUUGAAAGAAGGCCAAUCAGUUUUUAUUCGUAUACCGAGCGCGAUUAACGCUGGAGUGAUUAUUAAGAAGAACUUUAAGAUCUUCUGUCCAAAAGGCUACACGAUAAAUCCACAGCGAUCGUGCGCAGGUAUCAAAAAUGGAAUCACGUGUUACUAUAUUAAUGUCCGAUGCGAGCAGUGUCCAACGAAAACCUACACACUCCAAAGAGGCGAGCUGAUUUUUAACACGAGUAAUAACAUCCAAUGUCAGCAAUGCCCUCGAGGAGGGGACUGUGCUAGUGGACUGGUCACAGCCAAACCUACUUUUUGGGGUUACAAAAGUAAGAUGAAAGUUCGCUUUGUUCAUUGCCCACCAGGAUACUGCUGCGAGUCCGAGGACUGCGCCACCUAUGAUAGUUGCCAUGGAAACAGAUCUGGGACAAUUUGCGGUCAAUGUCCUGAAGGAAUGUCGGAAAGUUUGUUCUCGACUUUAUGUAUACCAAACACAAAAUGCUCCUUAAAUUACUUCUUUAUCUUUGGAAUAAUUGCAUUGUUUAUUCUUUAUCUUCUCUUCUUUCUUUACCAGAAAGAAAUUCUGAGCUUUCUUCGAACAAGUCUAUUUAGUAAGCGCUUAUCGUCCUCAAUUAGUAGAAGAACUGAGCGAGGAAACACCGGUGCUAAUACAUCUUCAUCCAGCGGCAUGAUUAAGAUAUUCUUCUAUUACUAUCAAGUUUGUAAUUUGCUAAGAAGUUCUGUAGGUUCUUCUAAAAGGGGUGAGUUUCUUCACAAUUUUGAGGAUGCUAUCUCUAGGGUAAUGAAUAUGGUUGUAAUAAAUCUUCCAUCUUUUAAUUGUCCUUUGAAAAACCUUCGCCCUGUUCCUAAGAUAGUCAUACUACAUUCCGUAGGAUAUUGCCUUCUUGGACUACUCUUUCUUCUCCAUCUGUUAAACAAGUUGUUUGUGAUGUCUAGAAGAUUAAAGCGAGGUAGCGAUAGAGGAACAUCGUUGGAAUAUAUUGCUGCAAAUUCUAAUCAAACAAGUAGUGGUUCAAAAUCGUCAUUUUCCAAGCGACUGCUUUCCGCUUUCACAUACAUUUCCUUAUUAAUGUAUGCUUCCUCAGCUCAACUCUGCCUCUCCUUGCUUCAUUGUGUACCAGUUGGUGAAGAUCAAGUUGUAUUUCUCGAUGGUAACAUAAAAUGUUACCAAACAUUUCAAUAUUUUCUUCUAGCUUACGUGAUUUCUUCCAUACUCCCAUUCUGUUUAGUUCCUGUUCUCGGCUCGUAUCUUUUAAAGUUUGGUCGAAUUGGUGUUAAACAAUUUUGUGUGGCUUGCAUCUUCCCUCUGCCAUUUUGCUGUUUUUGGAUGUUCUUGUUGCUUAAGAAUCCUCUUUCUGGAAAUCAGGCACCAAUACCACAAAAUAAUAAUGUAGAAACAGACGAACCACGUAAUAACGAUACAGAAAGUCUUAGCGGUGAAGAUAUUACCUUUGCCUGCACUGAUAGCAGUGAGGCGACCUCUAAGGGAAGUGAAUCAGCCAUUCUUGGUGUUUUAUUGGGCCCAUUUAGACCUCACCAAGCUUUUGUAUGUUUUCCUGCUUCACGUAUUCCUUGGGAAGGUUUUUUUAUAUUCCGUAGAUUGGUCUUGAUUAUUGUGUUGACUUUCGUCUACGACAUUCAGCUCAGAUUGUUUCUAGCCUUAACAUUGUGUGUUGCCAUUCUAAUCUUCCACAUGUUUGUGAAUCCUUUUCAGAGAAAAUGUGACAACAUCCUGGAAUCUUUUUCUCUUGGUGCACACGUAGUUUUGUGUUGUUUAACUUUACUAAGAGCUUUGUAUUAUGGUCAAGAUUAUUCUUUUUCAAAAAGUCUGCCUCUAUUGGAUGUGAUUGAAAAGAUUCUCAUAGUCGCUCCAUUGUCAGUCAUUGUCAUUGUGGUUAUUGUUUGCAUUGUGGUGAAGUUGGCAUUUGGUUUGAUGUUCUGUGUAUCGGUAUUCAUUCGAAAUGUGAGGAGGCUUGUAAGGUUUUCUGUGUAGUAUACUUGAUGUAAAUAAUGUGAAAUAUACAUUUCAUAUGAAUAAUAUGAAAUCUGAAUGUGAAAUGAGCUGAGGUCCUGCAGAUAAACAAUUGAUAUAAACGAGACACACAGAGGAGGGGAGUGGACUUUUAUUUAAAGGAAAAUGCAGAAAAAAAUUAUGUUUGCCUAAUUUGAAAGAAUGUUGGGAUUAGUUGCAAAUCCUUUUCACAAAUUCUCCCAAACAAUCUUAGUUUUUGAGAUAAUUGAAACAAAAAUAUGCC
Molecule: messenger RNA, 4341 nt
Organism: Paramuricea clavata
Lineage: Eukaryota; Metazoa; Cnidaria; Anthozoa; Malacalcyonacea; Plexauridae
Source: the annotation of a GenBank genome assembly